Molecule: messenger RNA, 1227 nt
Organism: Vicia villosa (hairy vetch)
Lineage: Eukaryota; Viridiplantae; Streptophyta; Magnoliopsida; Fabales; Fabaceae
Product: serine/threonine-protein phosphatase 7 long form homolog
Exons: 6
Coding region: 1-1227 (408 amino acids)
Biological process (GO): meristem maintenance; meristem development
Source: RefSeq, a predicted model, not a curated record
AUGGGUCAAGAGCAUCGAGGAACCAUUGCAAACAUUGCUGAUUUUGAUAUCACGAGAUUUAGGACCCGUGCUGGACCGAUGAAUGCUCCUGACCCUUUGAUUGUGGACUACGUUAAACGUGCGGGAUUUGGUGAGGUAAUGAACUUAACAGAAAGCAAAGUUGAUAUGAAGUUUAUAUUAGCAUUGUGUGAGCGUUGGAGGCCUGAGACCCAUACUUUUCACCUUCCAAUGGGUGAAUGUACCGUCACUCUAGAGGACGUGUACAUGUUAUUGGGUCUCAAAACAAAUGGAAAGGCAGUGUAUGGAAAUGUCCAACAACCAAACGCUCUAUGCGUCGAAUUGUUGGGUGUGGAUUUAAUAGAGGGUGAGGGGCGACAAAGGGGUAGGGGACAAGGUAUAAAGCUUGCUGGCCUUCAACUAGCUUAUGAUGACCUUAAAUUGAAUGAGUUUUCUGACGAAGAAAGUAUCCUACAGAAAACUAGGAUGUAUAUUAUGUUAUUGUUUGGUAAGUUUUUAUUUCCCGAAGGCACGGGAAAUAGUGUUAAUUUUAUGUACUUGUGUUUACUUGGGGACAUUGAUGCAAUAAAGACAUAUAGUUGGGGUUCGGCUGUGUUAGCAUACCUCUAUAGUUCCUUGUGCAAAUGUGCAAAAAAGAAUAGUUGUACAUUUAGUGGAUGCGCAUUCUUGCUACAAGCAUGGGCAUGGUGGAGAAUGCCGGUAUUGGCCCCUGCAAAUCCAAACAGUUUCGCCUUCCCUUACGCUUCAAGGUUUAAUGCAAUCGGGUUGGAUUACACCAAUACGCCUUUAUCCAAAAUCAUUUUUUACCGCCAACUAUUAGAUCGACUUGGACCCCAAGAUUUUAUUUGGAGACCUUACUUGGAAUUGGAUCACGUACCCGACCUUGACGAGGCGGCUAUUUGGACGACAAAAUCACCCAUCAUACGGUUCACCACUGUGGAGAUGCACCAAAGUGACCGUGUGAAGCUCCAAUUCGGCAUGCAUCAAGGUAUCCCUGACCCACCUGAACCUGACUGUUUGGGACGUUGGCAUCUGGCGAAGGCCAACCAUUGUUCUUCGCGUGUGAAGCAGAAAAAUUCUGAAAAUUGUGAGUCAUGUGUAUACACUAGCUCCCCAGUUGUAACAAUUACAAGGGAUCCUUGGAAAGAGGAUGUGGGUUUUUCUGUUGGUUUAAUGAGGAAAGGACAGAAGACAGAAAUCAAGUCCUGA